Umbelopsis ramanniana AG is the source of this 1800-nucleotide messenger RNA. RefSeq lists its product as uncharacterized. Gene Ontology annotation, molecular function: iron ion binding; monooxygenase activity; oxidoreductase activity, acting on paired donors, with incorporation or reduction of molecular oxygen. The transcript is spliced from 10 exons. Bases 170 to 1702 code for a protein of 510 amino acids. Lineage: Eukaryota; Fungi; Mucoromycota; Umbelopsidomycetes; Umbelopsidales; Umbelopsidaceae. The record is from RefSeq and is a predicted model, not a curated record.
CUGCCACGUAAGAUGAGUGGGGCUGAGGGACAUGGCUUCGUAGGGAAGCACCACAUAUGUGUGCGCCGGAGUUUACCUCAUCCGAGUGAGCAAAUAAUAAAUAUGUCUAGCAAGAUUUUGUUGUUGGAGUACAUCCUUUUCGCUUCUUUAUAACUUUCUCUUUGAUAUUAUGGACAAAGUACAGCCCAUUAUUAACGACACCCUGGAGCGCUUCAACAGCUUGUCCAGACAAGACAAAUACGUCGGAGCCAUCGGCUUGGCGACGGUGGUUGUUUUGACCUCAUAUCUUUCCAAGACGUCUAAAAAGAACUAUCCACCUUUUGUAUCAGAGAAGACAAUCGAUGAUGUGAACAUUGAUAAGGAUCUUCGUGGGUGGUUGGAGCUUGCUUCCAAGAAGUAUGGCGAUACUUUCAGAACUAAACUUUUUGGCAUGACCAUCACUGUGGUUGGCAAGGAGCGCGCCCGUGAAGUAUUUCUCAAUGACGAAUUUAGCUUUAAGGAAGCAGUCGCUGACAAGUUUGAUGCUGCUGGCAUGAUCGGUAUUCACGACACUAAAAAAUAUGAGCGAUUAACUUCUAUCAUUACCCGUCAUCUUACUCCUAACUUGAACGUCUUCAACAAGCGUGCCAAUGAACAGGUUAUGUUUAUGCUGGACAAGUUGGUUGGACCCGCCGAAGCGGAACCCAAGGUCAUCCCUCAUCUAUUCCCAUUCGUCCAAGACAUUGUUGCCCGUUCAAGUACUAGUGUGUUCGCUGGAGAGGAACUGUGUAAAAACGACACUAUCGUUAGUUGUUUUGGCAAUGUGACCUUCGAUAUCGGAUCGAAUCUGAAAAAGACAUGGCUUAUGGAUACGUUCCCCAGCUUCGAUCUUUUUUAUCAAAGAAAUAUUUUCCCGCGAACUGCUACCGUUCAAAAGCACAGAAAGAAUGCAAAGGAAAUCUUGACACCCGUCAUUGAAGAGCGUGUUCGCCAUUUGAACGACCCCAAUUACAAGCGUUCGCACGAUAUGCUUCAAAUCAUCAUUGAGCAACAUGAUCCAAACCAGAAUUGGGGUGCGUCAUAUACAGACUUUAUCAUCAACUGGAUGUUUAUCCUAGUCUUUGUCUCCAUCCACACCACCACUGAGAAUACCACUCAUGCGCUUUACUAUUUGAUGAAGCAUCCUCAAUACAUGGAUGAGCUCCUGGCAGAACAGCGAGCGGCUCUUGAAGAGGAAGGUACCAAGGACCAGGAAAUCAAAUUUACCUAUGAUGUACUCAGGAAGUUGACAAAAUUGGAUAGCUUCAUCCGUGAAGUUUUCCGAAUGAGAAGCACUGAUCUUCAAUUGCAACACAAGAACGUUUCCAACCACGAUAUUACGCUUAGUAACGGUUAUGUUAUUCCACCUGGCCAAAACGUCUACGUUAACAUGUGGGAUAUUGGUAGAAAUGUUGAACUCCAAGGUGAGAGUGUUGAGGAAUUCCAGCCUUGGCGAUAUGUAGAAUCGGCCAAGCAAGCUGUCCGAAUUGGAAACGAUAAUCUUUUCUUUGGACUUGGCAAGCAUGCUUGCCCAGGUCGCUUUAUGGCUGUUAACAGCAUGAAGAUCACCAUAUCCAACAUUCUGCAUAACUAUGAGAUGACUGCUGACUCGGAAAUCACUAUACCAACGUACUUCACUGGUAUGCCCAUGGGUAGCGUUUCCUUCAAGAAGCGAGUAAAUUAAACGGUAUAGACUUACAAUGUCGAGCCUCAUAUAAGAGAGCGCAUAUAUGAAUAUAUUACUCUGUAAACAUCAUAAGAUCUAUUUCCUGCCUUUUAGUA